AGGAAUCCCCCGAGCGGGCCAAGCUGCUUCCCUGGUGGGCGGCGCCCGGGCCUUCCGGGGGGAGGGCAGCAGGAUGCGCUUUCCGGGGAGGGGCCCAGGGCAAGAUGGCGGCGGUGGUGAGGAUCCAGAGCGACUGGGACCAGGUGCUGAGGAAGAAUGAGGAGCAGGCAUGGCUAAGCUGCAGCAGCCCAGGAAAACCUACUUUGUAUGGUAAGCUGACUUGUCAGGGGGUGAGCUCAGAUGGAAUUCCUGAAGUCGUAGCCUCUGAAGGAUUUGUUGUCAGUGAAAUAACUAAGAAAAGUCUGCUUGUUUCCUGCCCUCGUGAAAAUGCCUCCACCAAAUUUCUGGCACCCUACACAGCCUUCUGUAGAAUCCAUCAAAAAAGCAUUACUUGCCUUGACAUUUCUAGUGGCGGAGGACUUGGAGUAUCAACCAGUGCUGAUGGAGCUAUGAAAAUUUGGCAGGCUGCUAAUGGAGAAAUAAGAAGAUGUCUGGAAGGCCACGUCUACGAUGUGAAUUGCUGCAGAUUUUUCCCGUCAGGCAUUGUGGUCCUGAGUGGGGGGAUGGAUGCCCGGCUAAAGAUCUGGUCUGCGGAGGAUGCCAAAUGCGUGGUAACAUUUCAGGGUCACAAAGCAGGAAUUCUGGACACAGCCAUUGUGGAUCGAGGAAGGAAUGUGGUCUCAAGUUCUCGGGAUGGCACUGCCCGCCUCUGGGACUGCGGGACAUCGUCCUGCCUGGGGGUUGUCGCAGAUUGUGGCUCUCCAGUCAAUGGUGUCGCUUUGGGUGAGGCCGACAACACCUUAAACUUGGGCUCUCCCGAAAAAAUACCUAGUGAGCGUGAAAUCGGAACAGAAGGGAAACUCCUGCUGUUGGCUCGAGAGGACAAAAAGCUGCAAGGGGUGGGGUUGCAUAGCAGGCAGCCGGUUUUUCUGUUUGUCGGCUCAGAUGCAUUUAAUUGCUGCACAUUCCUCUCCAACAUCUACCUUCUUGGCGGCACGCAAGAUGGAAAUAUAUACCAGCUGGAUGUGCGAAACACCAGGGCUCCAGUUCGUGUUGUCCAUAGAUCAGGAGCACCGGUUCUUUCUCUGCUCCCUUUUAGAGAUGGAUUUAUUGCCAGCCAAGGUGAUGGAACCUGCUUUAUUAUGCAGCAAGAUCUUGAUCAUGUGGCUGAGCUCACUGGGCCAGACUGCGACCCCGUUUACAAGGUGGCCACAUGGGAAAAACAGGUGUACACAUGUUGCAGAGACGGAACAGUGAGGAGAUACCAGCUUUCAGACCUCUGACUUUAUGAAAGCCAUGAACACUGCGCUAUGAAUGCUGGACGCACUUCAGGGAUUACUUGAACACCUAUUUGAAACAAGUCAUAUAUCCGUGUCCCCCGUUUCCAGGACUUUGUACGGUAGCGUGAAUAGAGCACUCAGGCGUGAGAUGUAGGGGCCACUUUGAGAGCACCCAAGAUCAAGCUGUAGUUAACCUUCCUGCCGAGAGAUGUGAACACGGCAGCUUUGAAAGUUUAAAGCCGUUUCCCUGCGCCGAACAGCACGGAAAGUUUGUUGGGUCAAUAGUGCCCUUUUUGUGUUUGCAAAAGUGUUUUUCAUACCCACUUUGUGGCUGGUGGUUGUUCCUAAGUGAGGGGAAAGGAGCUGAUGUGAGCAAGGCAAAGGGAGGCCAGCGGAUGUCAAUAGAAAGGGGUGUAUUGGAAUAACCCCUGCUCAGGCUUGCCUUGAGCUGCAAACUGCAGCAACCUUUUUGUUUCCAUCUCAUGCCCUCCUUGCAGAAUUACUCGUCUGUGGCAAUUCUCACUGCCCACCAGUAAGCAGUCUGCUAGUUGUAAGUUUCCAUCUUCAAAUAAAGCUGCUUUGAUCUCAA
Messenger RNA from Lacerta agilis (Sand lizard), 1869 nucleotides. It is a transcript of the gene PAAF1, whose product is annotated as proteasomal ATPase associated factor 1. The record is from RefSeq and is a predicted model, not a curated record. The transcript has 12 exons. The coding region runs from base 105 to 1283 and encodes 392 amino acids. Gene Ontology annotation, molecular function: protein binding. NCBI's taxonomy places the organism in Eukaryota, Metazoa, Chordata, Lepidosauria, Squamata, Lacertidae.